AAAAAAGGAAUGGGAUUCGAGCUGUGUUUAAUACGGAUAUCUUGGGUUUGAGGUCUCUUAGCAAAGAAUCUCUUUUCAGGAACGUUGUGUGUCAAAAUAUAAGUUUCAUUUCGCACUGUGUACAUGUAAAAGGCUGGUCGAAUCAUUUUGAAUUCUUGUGUGUAAAAUUCACGAUGGUGGGGGUUCAGUUCUUAGUUACAGUGUGUGCCUUAAGCUGUUUAAAGCCAUUUCAGUACAACCUAUUGGUGAUCAUAUAGCAAUUGACAAUUAAUUGCUGAUGCAUUUUUGAUGGAACUUCUCAAGCACAUGGGGAAUAAUGAUAAGACAAUCAAUGAGCUACGUCAGAAUCACCAACGUUAGAAUGCGAUGAUAGACACACUUCGCAAGGAUGUCCAUCAUAUGAAAAGAGAAAACAAAUAACUGACGACUACGUUGUCGAAGUGCGUAGCUGUGAUACAGUCAUUUUAAUAGAAUGAUUGCGAUUCUGAGUAUAUAAACUAAAAGAUUGAAACUAGAGUCAUUGAAUUUGCUUGGUUGUAACCAAACCAGACAUUUGGGAUUUCCACUGGGUACGUCGGCUUCCCACUACAACAAAAUACCACACGCAAAUUAACAUGGAUUAGAAGUUCUAGAAACAACAGAAGUUGCUGGAUAUUGCCAGUUUGUGAACAAAGACAACUUUUCUCCAGAGAUGACGCUUCUAAGGACCAGGUGUGAGGCUUUAGCCAACGAGGCAUGUUAUGGGCAGUAUAUCGCAUGCGAUCUGAAGAACAAUGCAUGUGUAAAGCCAGAAUGUCCACUUCUAAAUUUGGAAAACGGAUGGUUCGACGGCAACGAGAACAAACAUGGGUCGCGAAAACGCAUAAACUGUUAUCAGGGACAUUUGGAGGUCAAUGGGACGACUAUUACAACGUGUAUUAACGGAGAAUGGACGCCGAAACCUAUAUGUAUCGUCAAUGAAUGUCCUGCUCUGACCCUAAAGAACGGAAGGCUCGAUGGCAACGAGAUCACAAAUGGGUCGCAAAAACGCAUCUACUGUAAUCAACGGCAUGUGGAAGUCAAUCAGACGCUUAUUACAACGUGUAUCAACAGGGAGUGGACGCCUAAACCCAAGUGCAUCGUCAACGAUUGGCGCCUGUUUAUUGGCGUGCCUGAGAUCGGAGGAGAUAUACUGGACUCUUGGAAAAAUGGCACAAAAUCUACAACUGAGUUAGAUAAAUGCUUCGACGAGAAUGCGCCCAAUUGCACCAAGCAUUUUCGGGACCCGUUUGUCGAUAGGUGGAGAACCAUAGGCGUUCAGAAAGUGAAGGUUUCGCUGCAUAAAAAUAGGACACUAGCUGCUUAUGUGCUGUUUAAUGCGACAGGACAAGAUAUGAAUUCUUGGUUCGACAAGUCAAUGAUAAUUAACUCUUCGUGGAAUCUCUCUGCAUUAUCAAAAAUGGAGGUCUUUAGUAUGGAAGGGGCACUUUUAAGGCGCUUUUUGAUCAGUGAGCAACCGGUUUCAACAUGCAAUGAAACGAUAGUCAUGAUGGCAUUGGCAGAAAAGGAAUAUGGGUGUGCGUUCGCACGUUUCGGAUCCUAUCCACGGUACAUGUAUUCAACUCUCUCUGGUGGUGCAAUACCAGCUCAGCGAUCAGGAGACAUUUUUUCAGAAAUUGAUUUAGCCGACACGUUCGUAAUUGAAGUAUAUUACGAUGAAAACGAAGAGAGCAAUGCAGGGUAGUGACUCACAUUAUGAACGGUAUUUGCAUAGUUAUUAUAUAUUACUGGACACUAGAGGAAGUAUUGUAUCUUGAAUGUUAGAAAACUUUACUUGACCCUUGCGGAAGUUCAUCGUUCAAAAGUUUUGACAGUUUUAAUAAAGUUGGUGUAUGUGAGUCUGAGAGUGUGUGUGCUGUUUGUCUGUCUGUCUGUCUGUCUGUCUGUCUGUCUGUCUGUCUGUCUGUCUGUCUGUCUGUCUGUCUGUCUGUCUGUCUGUCUGUCUGUCUGUCUGUCUGUCUGUCUGUCUGUGUGUCUGUCUGUCUGUCUGCCUGUGUGUCUGUCUGUCUGUCUGUCUGUCAGUCAGUCUGUCUGUCUGUCUGUCUGUCUGCCUGCCUGUCUGUCUGUCUGUCUGUCUGUCUGUCUGUCUGUCUGUCUGUCUGUCUGUCUGUCUGUCUGUCUGUCUGUCUGUCUGUCUGUCUGUCUGUCUGUCUGUCUGUCUGUCUGUCUGUCUGUCUGUCUGUCUGUCUGUCUGUCUGUCUGUCUGUCUGUCUGAUUGUCUGUGUGUCUGUGUGUCUGUGUGUCUGUCUGUCUGUCUGUCUGUCUGUCUGUCUGUCUGUCUGUCUGUCUGUCUGUCUGUCUGUCUGUCUGUCUGUCUGUCUGUCUCUCUGUCUGUCUAUCUGUGUGUCUGUCUGUCUGUCUCUCUGUCUCUCUGUCUGUCUCUGUCCGUCCGUCUGUUGGUCUGUCUGUCGGUCCGUUACAGUAAAGGUUAACAAGGGAUCAAAUAUUGGUCUGCUUAACUUGUUGACAUUUUCCCUCAAACAUUCAUCUGUACUCAUGUUGGUUUCUUAAAACAAACUUCAGAGACUCUGCAAAAUAUAAAGAUAUAUAAAUAAAAGAAAACCUGGUCCAUGAAGACCAUAUCUCAUUUACUAAACAGAAAUCGAAUCACGUAUGAAAAUCCCAUUUUUGUAAAAUGUAUAGUGAAACACUAUCAGCCUCACCCACAGCACUCUGUACAGUAGUCUCCCUAUUACUGAUGUAGCAAAGUAAAUGCUUAUCAGAUGAAUAUUCAUCGAUUCAUUGUCUCAAUUUAUUUAAUGAUCUAUUUUAUUAAUGAAGUCAUGUCUUGCAAUAUAUCAAAAGUAUCAAGCUAUUAAAUUGAGUGUUUUUUAUCUUGUUAAUAAUUUUUCAAUUUUUACAAUUUGUUUAAGAAUUUGUAUUUUGUGUGUAUUUCAUCUUGUUUAUAGAUGUUGUUUUGCAAUUAAAUCAAUAUAAUGAUGCAAUUAUAUUAUGCGUGUUUUUAUGUUGUUUAUGAGUUAUGCCUUCGAUUAUAUAAAUGGCAUCAUGCUAUAAUGUUGUAUUGUUUUAUCUUUGUCAUUAGUAAUGUCUUCAAUUUUAUCAAUAUUUUCGUGC
Molecule: messenger RNA, 3114 nt
Organism: Dreissena polymorpha
Lineage: Eukaryota; Metazoa; Mollusca; Bivalvia; Myida; Dreissenidae
Exons: 9
Coding region: 692-1723 (343 amino acids)
Source: RefSeq, a predicted model, not a curated record